Messenger RNA from Alternaria incomplexa, 1209 nucleotides. RefSeq lists its product as uncharacterized. Bases 1 to 1209 code for a protein of 402 amino acids. The transcript is spliced from 2 exons. The record is from RefSeq and is a predicted model, not a curated record. Lineage: Eukaryota; Fungi; Ascomycota; Dothideomycetes; Pleosporales; Pleosporaceae.
AUGCGCCUUUCACACCAGGCGCCUUCUUGGAAAACGUCAUGGAUGUUCCGGGAGACCACCGAGCUGCCCGUUCGCACAAUAAAGGCAACAACACUGGAGCCAGAUGGCACCAAGGUGUCGUCUGAGCGUGGCUUCGAGACCUUGUGUAGCUACAACUGGCAGUGUGAUGGAUCCAUCUAUGUACCUGGUGCACCUCCGAGGUGGAACCCUCCACCACUGCCGACCACUCUGGCUCAGGACUCAGGGAGACACUUCGUCGAUCAGAACGCAUCUCGCGUGCCCAAGUAUCCUUUCGAGCCAGCCUUCGCUGCCCUUGCUGUGAUGGGUCCCGACGUCGUGCUAGAUCAAGUCGACAUCAUCGCCAACCGCAACAGUCUUCGCAAGCUACUCGAUUUUUCGGCUGGGAGGAAACUGGACAUUUUCUGCAUGGGCUUACACAUGGUCGGCAAUACGCUCGUUAUUAGCCGUAAAGAACGGAACGCUCAGCAAAUGAUCCAUGGUGCACCGAACGCGGGCUACGGACAUAACUUCGAGAAGACCUUCACGAUGCCUGAUCAUGGAAUGGGGAACUCUAGCAGUCAUCACAGAGUCAUUCGGUACCAUAUCGGCCCUUUGAACUGCGUUGUCCGUUUUGAAGUCGAUGCGUAUUACGAUGACCCGGAUGUCGGCCUGGACUCGAAGUCUGAACAGCCUAGGGAUGAGCCCGUUGGCACCGUGAGCGCUGCUAUGACACAACUGAAUAUUGCAGGCCUGCCACCAACUCAAACUAAACCUCGAAAGACUCCCGCCGAUAAGCCUACCGUAGUUGUUGAAAAGGGAAUCUUCAUCGACCCGUCCAAGCUCGCUGAGAUCAAAGCCAAGAAGGCCGCACGUCUUACAGAAGCACUACCGCAGCUUUGGUUCGGCCGUACGCCCUACUUUAUGAAUGGCAACCAUGACAAGGGUACGGUGCACUCGGUGAGCAUCAGUGAUGCUGAGAAGGAGUACCCCCGAUGGGAGGAAGCGAACCAAGACAGGCUACGCAAGAUGGUGAGUUUGCUUGCAGAACUAAGGGAUGCCGUUGCAUGUACGAAGGAGUGCGCAGCCGUGCUAGUUUACGAUGAGAAAGGUGGGUCGUUGAAGGUAUAUGCGAUGAAGACGAAUCAUGGCGUACUGCCUAGUGAAACCAUCGCGAAGCACUGGACCAACGCUGGAGGUAACGCGGGAUAA